Molecule: messenger RNA, 1281 nt
Organism: Sus scrofa (pig)
Lineage: Eukaryota; Metazoa; Chordata; Mammalia; Artiodactyla; Suidae
Gene: PCP2
Product: Purkinje cell protein 2
Molecular function (GO): protein binding; guanyl-nucleotide exchange factor activity
Source: RefSeq, a predicted model, not a curated record
AACGUGGGUGUCAGAGGCGGGAAGAACCCCCUGCCCCUCCCCGCCCUCGUGUGCUCCAUCGUUGACUUCCCACGUGGGAAGAGAUGAGUGGAAGACAUGCAGGCCUCCACCUGCGCGUAAAGCCUACGUGCGUUACGCCUAGCCAGCGACAAAGGAGGGGAGCUGGGGUAGGUUUAGAUUCUUGCCGAGGAGGUUUGGGAGGGUGGCUCGAGGAGGAAGGUGGGAGGAGAUACAAGAGGGGGACCAGAAGGGGUCGCCCCAAACGACCCAACGCUCGCGUUCCAGGUGAUCCUCAGGCGUUAAUAGCGCCAUCAUGAACCCUCCGCCACCUGUGCGAGUAAUUAUAAAGCUAAUUAAUGCACACGGGCCGGGGCGUCAGACCCAGGGCAGGAAGGGGAGGAGAACAGGCGGCCAUGGGAGGACACUGGCAACUGCCCCUCUCCCACCGUGCGCUCCAGCAGCAACAGCGCCAACUUCCCAAGGUGAAAGUCGGGGAAAUAGGGAGAGAGAGGAGUAGAAACAGCGUCGAGACCGAAGGCCAUGAGCGUUGGGGGCUGGGGGAACCGGCAAGAUACUCGAGGCAAGGAAAAAGGAUGCCGGGAACCCUUCCAAACCCGUGCCCUGGGGCAACUCCGAUUUGUCCUGCAUGAAGCAUGCCUUCUUGAGUGGGCCUGCGUUGGGAAAAAGACUGGACGGGCGGCCAGAGAAGGUGUUGGGAGCCCCCUACCCUCGUGCUCUCCAGAAAGGGCUGGGGCAGAGGCCAGCAGAGAAAUGGACGGGACCCAGGAGAGGGAAGCAGGGACAAUGAUGGACCAAGAGGAGAAGGAAGAUGGGGGCUCGGCCUCAUGCAUCGAAGCGGGCUCCCCAGACCAGGAGGGCUUCUUCAACCUGCUGAGCCACGUGCAGAGCGGCCGGAUGGAGGAGCAGCGCUGCUCACUGCAGGCAGGGCCAGGUCCAGCCUCCGAGAACCAGAGCAGCCCUGCACCCGAGAUGGACAGUCUCAUGGACAUGCUGGCCAGUACCCAGGGCCGCCGCAUGGAUGACCAGCGUGUGAUGGUCAGCGCCCUGCCUGGCUUCCAGCCUGUGGGCCCCAAGGACGGAGGGCAGAAACGAGCCGGGACCCUCAGCCCCCAACCCCUCCUCACCCCUCAGGACCCGUCUGCUCUCAGCUUCCGUCGGAACAGCAGCCCCCAGCCCCAGACACAAGCCCCCUGAGGGCCUGAGGCAUCCUGGGCCCCACUUGGCCCCUGAAAGCAGACAAUAAAACACUUCCACAGGCAA